CCCUCUGAUGACUGAGAGGCGGAACGACAGAGUGGUUCAGAGAAGAAAGGUCGUAGGUGUGCUGACAACAAAUUUGGCUAAACUAGACUACAGUAACUCCACCGCUUUGAAUUUUAUCACCUACCCGUUUUUUAAAAAGUAUUAUCCGUUUUGAAUUUCAGGUUUUGACAAGAGUUUUGAGUUGACCCAGCGUCAGUUAGAGACUGUAGCAACAAUAAGGCGGUGUGGACCAGAUCGAGGAGGAAAUUAUCAUCCCCGUUUCGACAUUAUCACAACAUCUGGCUUUUAUUUGCGGACCCACAAAACGAAGAAGCCUCUUUAAGUGGAUUCGUCAAGAAGUUUGUAUUGAUUAAGCUUACUUUAUCAGCUCCGGGUUUCAGUUAGUGUUAUAACAACAACAGCAGGCUCGUGUAGCCGUUUUGAGUGUCGAUAGUUUCACACGGGAAAUGAACUUAAGCCUUUUUGUUUUGCACUUGCAACAGUUAGCUAACUUCUCGCACUAUUGUGGUCCAUAUUCCUAACGUGACUCUGUGGACGUGGGUGAAUGCAACGCCUCGUCUCUUCGGGUGUUGCCUGCCUGCCUGGCUGACUGGCUGUCUGUCGACCCUCUGCAGCAGCACGCUGCUGCUGCUGCUGCUCCGCCUGCUGCUGUGGUUUCCUGUCUCUCCUGACGCCGUUUGAAUCUAAAAGACAUCGAUUUUUUUUAUUUGGUUUUAAUGCAGCUGCUCAUGUGUGCUGAACAGUAGCACGAUGGGAUCCCUGAAGGCUCUCCAGGAGUGGUGUCGGAUACAGUGCGAGAACUACAACGAUGUGGAAAUCAGGGACAUGUCCGCGUCCUUUCGGGACGGCUUGGCGUUUUGUGCCAUCAUACACCACCACAGACCAGAUCUAAUAGAAUUUGAUUCACUGUCUAAAGAAAACGUCUAUGAGAACAACCGUCUGGCGUUUGAGGUGGCGGAGGUGGAGCUGGGGAUUCCAGCCCUGCUGGACCCAGAAGACAUGGUGUCCAUGAAAGUCCCGGACCGGCUGAGCGUCAUCACAUAUGUGUCUCAGUACUAUAACUUUUUUAACAACAAGUCCCAAGCAAACCCCCCGUCUAUGAAGAGGCUCAGUACGGUCAGCCAUAAUGAACCAGCUCAAAAAAGGCCGUUGACUCCUUUGGAAGACAAAGGGGUUGAGCCUCAGACCGGUGCAGAGGUGGCUGCAGCUGCUAAGCGCAGCAGUCUGAGCAGCACUUGUGCUGCUUGCCAGAAACACGUUCACCUGGUACAGAGGUUCCUCAUCGAUGGCAAGCUCUACCAUCGGAACUGUUUCAGGUGCACAGAGUGCCGCAGCACUCUACUUCCUGGAUCCUACAAAGGAAAUAACUCCGGGGCGUUGGUGUGUACACACCAUCUUUCAAGACACGCUUCAGCCAGUCAGAACGGCCGUCCAGAUCUCAGCAAGAAACCAGAGGAGGUUCAGUCUGCUCGGACCGGUCGCAGUGGAGCUCCCUUCCCCGCGCUCUCUGAGAGGGAUGAGGCGAAGACCCCUUCUCCAGUUCGCUCCACAAGCACCGACACGCCAGCUGAUGACUCGGUCACAGCCACUGCUGUAGUAACAAGCAAGGAAGAGUCUUUGGGUGAAGAAGAGGAGGAAUCGUGUCCUUCCUCUCCUCCUAAUCCUUUCGAUGAGAGUGAUGAAGAGGAGGGCGAAAUAGAGGAAGAAACUCAAGCUGAAGAAGCUUCAAACGGGGAUCUUCCUCCUCCCUCCAAUGGCGAAGCUGCUGAAGCCAGUCGACCUGUUCCUGCACCCAGGAGGGUGUCAGAGGUCACCCCUCCUCCUCGCCCAGCGCCUCGGGUUCGGAUGUCCUGCACCGCAAACAGCUCCCCAGCCGGUGAACAUCUGAAGCCUCCCACUCCUCCCAAACCAAGAGAAAGAUCACAGUCUCCUGGAAGUGGCAUCCAUAAACCUAAAGACCCACCUUGGCUUGCCCUGGUCCAAUCAGAAACUAAGAGGAAGAAAGCCCCUCCUCCUCCCCCUCCUGGAGUGGCAACGCCUCCAAACUCGGGCUCUCUGUCUUCUCUCCAAGCGGAGGGCUCUGGACCCGGCACACCCGCCAACCCAUUUGAGGAUGAGGACGAUGAAGUCGACGAAGAAGAGGGAAGCGAUGGAGGAACAGCUCCACCCACAGUGGCGGCCACCCACCCAUGGUACAGCAUUACCCAGACACCUGAGGGGGCAGGUUCAGAGGUCAUGCCCAGAACAGGAAGUUCGUCCCGCUCUGCCAGCCCGGGCAGCGCGAAGAGCAAGAAAAGGCCGGCCCCUCGGGUUCCCCCCCAACCGCCUACUGGGAACCAAGCUCUCAGCAUAGAGAGUUUGUCUUCCUCCUCAGACCACAGCUCCUCCCAGCUCCCACUGGGCACCAGCAGCGACCAGGAGCAGAGCUUCAGCAAGAGCGUCUCGGAGCCGUCCAUCUUGUUACCUGGCGACAAUCAGUCUCCCUCGUCCUCAGCAGAUCUCCUGAACCACUCCUCCCAAAGCUCCUCUCCGUCUACUUUGCCUCCCAAUGCCAGCUCCGCUCCGGCCACUCCGCAGAGCAGUCGCAACACUGGAGCCAAGCCGCCUCGACCGACCACCACUCCCAGCCCGCUGACCACGCAGACACACAACAAAAAGUUUUGUAAGGAGAAUCCCUUCAACAGGAAAGCUUCUCCUUCCAAUGCCAAGUCUGAAACUCAACCUUCCAAAGGUCCUCGUCCUGCCAGACCCCCGGCACCAGGACACGGCUUCCCACUUAUCAAACGCAAGGUGCAGUCGGAUCAGUACAUCCCAGUAGAGGACAUCCAUGCGGAGUUGCUUCAGCUGGAGAAGCAGCUGGAUGAGCUGGAGCAGAGAGGGGUGGAGCUGGAGAAGAAGCUCAGAGACACUCCUAACGAUGAGGAUGAGGAGCGCCUCCUGGUGGACUGGUUCACUCUGAUUCACGAUAAACAUCAUUUAGUGCGACGUGAAGCCGAGCUGGUCUACACUGCGAAGCAGCAGAACCUGGAGGAAAGACAAGCUGAUGUGGAGUAUGAGCUGAGGUGUCUUCUCAACAAACCAGAGAAAGACUGGACCGAGGAGGACAAGAGUCGGGAACAGGAGCUAAUGGCAGAGCUAGUUACCAUCAUUGAACAGCGCAACCAAAUAGUUAACAGCAUGGAUCAGGAGCGACAGAGGGAAGAAGAAGAAGACAAACUAAUGGAGGCCAUGCUGAAGAAAAAAGACUUUCACAAGGAUCCAGACAGUGACCACCAGAAGAAAAAAGGGACAAAGUUUAAACCUAUCAAGGUGCUAAAGAGGCUGAGCCAUAAAGGAGACGCAGGAAAGAGCCACAGCCCUCGCAAGGACAAAAGUUGAGGAGCAGGGACUGUUGGACUGUUUUAACAAGACUAAAUGAGUUUUUAUUAAAAGCUGAAUUAUGAAACAUAUCAGAUCAAGAAGAGAAACUUCCCUUUCCACCAUGGCAUCUGCUCACAAUCCUUCUAAAACGGCUGCAGUGACUGUUUCCAUCUGUCUGUGUUUCAAAGCGACGGUCUAACAAGCAAGCGGUGUUGCUCAGUGAACCAUGAAGGCUCGGCAGAGGACCAUGUUUUAAAUUUUUUGUUUCAACUUGACGCCUGAGACCCAACAGUCAUGGUUUUAUUGUAGGGAUGCCCCGAUCUGAACUUUGUGGGAGUGGAUCCGAUCUCUGGUUUCUGUAAUGCUUUGACCUUCUGAAACGGUUUUCAUCCAUAUCCAGGUUUACUUGGGGGGCAUGAGAAGAGUAUUCUCUAAGAAAAAAAAAUGCAUUAAAAACAUUUUUUUACACAUUUCUUGCCCUAAACAGUCAUUAACAGUUAAUCUUGGAAACAGAGACAGUUUCAGACUGUAUCUGAGAAUAUAUAGUAAUAAAUAUAAUGACAAAUUGAUAUUGAAGGCUGGAAAGAAUAGAACAGGCCAACUACAGAUAGGGGGGGCACCUAUUGCAGUUUUCUGGCCAAUCGCUGAUUACUUAUCUUGAAAAAGCCUGACCUGCCGAUUUCGAUUUUAGCUCCAAUUAUUAAUUUUUUUCUCUGACAUGUUGCUGAGUUGGCAACAGUGGGGUGACUGUUGUUAACUGCAAACCUGCAGACAUGCCCUGGUGGGCUGGUGAAUCAGUCAAACUUCUCACAGCAGAAAAGAAGUAGUGGCUGAUUUUUAGGCCUUUCCUGAGGUAGAUGAUUGGGAGACGAGACUGACUUCACAUGUAUCGGAUGAUCACCGAUCUCCCAAAAUUAAGGAAAUCUGCGCUGUUACAUCGGUGCACUAAUCUAUGAUGCAAUUCAUUCAGCCUUCCUGUUACCUUCUGAAUGUGCCGCUCUCUCUUGUUCUCCUGCAGCCUUAUUUGCAAAAACAUUUUUUGUUUUCAACAGAGUUCUUGGAGCUUCUUCUGACUACAUUUUAAACAUCCCACAGCUACAGAAAAUACUCUCUAUACAGUAACGGUGUCCACACCUGAGAUUUUUCUUACUCUGACCUGAUGGUGCAGAGGUACAGUGCAUUCACUGAUCGGUAAAAACAUCACGUGUUUGAGUUUCAGUUUGGCUACUCAUAGGUCAAAGCCUUUAAAGGCCAAAAAUGGUCAACUUACAGAUAAUGUUAACUGAUUUGACCUCAAUAUCACCUUUACUCCUUAGGAGAGAAGAUGGAGUUUUUAUGUUUCAACCCGUUUGGUUUGAAUUGGUGGUACUGUUUUUUUUUUUUUUUUUUAAAUUUUUUUUUUUUUAGGAUUGUGUUUUUGCUUUAAACUGCAGCAUUUUCCAUUGAAAAACUCAACCAGCAAAGUAUACCUAAAGAAUUCCAGCUGCUAUAGUGUCUCUGAAAUACUUGUCAUUUGUUUGUGCCUGUGCUGGAAACUUACAGUAUUUAUGUGAAGUGUGUGUUUGGAAAAAAGUGACAGGGAGAACAUGUUUUUUUUUAAAUAACCAGUAGCUCUGUUGUAGUUCUCAUAGCUAUCUGUCACACAUGCAAUAAUUAGAAAAGGACAGUAUAUCAAUAAGCAAAUUACCGUUUAAUAGGAGCUUUAUCAGGUUUAUGUAGGCUUCUUUAUGCAAUCAAUGACUUUCACAUUACAAAGCCUUGCUGUUUGUAUAUUGCCUUAAGGUUGAUAGGAAAUUGUAUUUAUGAUCUUGCUGUCUGAGUGCCAUUUAUUUAACUGCGCAUGUGGAUGAAGGUCUGUGAAGUUCAUGUAAAAGCGUGUGUUGUUGCUCUGCUCUUGUUUUUGUCAUUUAGCUCAACACUCCCUCUGUCAUCGCUCUGCCUCUGCUCUGUGCCUGAUUUUUGUCCAGCGUAAACCAAGGGCUUUCUGUCGCACAUCUUUCUCGUCUAUACUGUAUUCUGCAACAGCAGCCGGAUUAAAUAAAGUACUGACAGAUGUAGGGUGAAGAAUAAACCGAAUUUAUUUAUCCA
Messenger RNA from Poecilia reticulata (guppy), 5448 nucleotides. Lineage: Eukaryota; Metazoa; Chordata; Actinopteri; Cyprinodontiformes; Poeciliidae. The record is from RefSeq and is a predicted model, not a curated record.